AUGAAUAAUCAAGGAUGGGAUACUUGGGAAGCAGAUAAAAAUGAAUUAGAAAGCCCAAAAAGUUGUUUCAUGGCUAUUCAUGUCAAAGAAAUUACAGAAGACUCAGAGAAAGAAAAGGGCUCCAAACAUAUGAAUAUUGGAGAGUCAUCUGACUCAGAGUAUUCUUCUUUCUUACAAUGGAAAAGUUCAGAUGACAAAGAGUUCCAAGUAGACAUUAUAUUAAACAGUGGCUUUAUAAGUAACACCACUUCAGAAGAAAAACCACAGCUGAAGGGACUAUAA
Molecule: messenger RNA, 282 nt
Organism: Dentiscutata erythropus
Lineage: Eukaryota; Fungi; Glomeromycota; Glomeromycetes; Diversisporales; Gigasporaceae
Source: the annotation of a GenBank genome assembly